This is a messenger RNA of Microthlaspi erraticum, 669 nucleotides long. The record is from the annotation of a GenBank genome assembly. Lineage: Eukaryota; Viridiplantae; Streptophyta; Magnoliopsida; Brassicales; Brassicaceae.
AUGGGAUUUUGUAGCGAAAGUUUCAGGUUUGAAGGUGGAGGGAGAAACAUAAGAAUAGGUUUAAACAGAACAGGAAAGAGUUGCAGGUUAAGGUGGGUUAAUUACCUUCACCCUGGUCUCAAACGUGGCAAGAUGACUCCUCAAGAAGAGCGUCUUGUCCUUGAGCUUCACGCCAAAUGGGGAAAUAGAUGGUCGAAAAUAGCUCGGAAAUUGCCGGGGAGAACAGAUAACGAGAUAAAGAAUUACUGGAGGACUCAUAUGAGGAAGAAGGCUCAAGAGAAGAAGCGUCCUCCUCCUAUGUCUCCAACUUCAUCAUCUUCAAACUGCUGCUCAUCGUCUAUGACAACUGCGACUACUCAAGACAGUGGAGGAUCCAAUGGGAAAAUGGGUCAAGAAGGCGAAGAUGAAGGAUACUACUCGAUGGAUGACAUAUGGAGAGAGAUUGAUCAGUCUGGAGCAAACAUUAUCAAACCGGUGAAAGACAUGUACUACUCAGAGCAGAGCUGUUACUUGAACUUCCCUCCACUGGCUUCUCCGGCAUGGGAAAGCUCCUUGGAGUCUAUAUGGAACAUGGACGCUGAUGAAAGUAAGAUAACGUCUUCUUUUGCUAUUGAUCAGUUUCCUAUCAGUUUUGAACAUGGUAGAUCGUCGUGGUCGUCUUUAGUCUAG